This is a messenger RNA of Onychomys torridus (southern grasshopper mouse), 4284 nucleotides long. It is a transcript of the gene Sertad4, whose product is annotated as SERTA domain containing 4. Gene Ontology annotation, cellular component: nucleus. The record is from RefSeq and is a predicted model, not a curated record. The transcript is spliced from 8 exons. NCBI's taxonomy places the organism in Eukaryota, Metazoa, Chordata, Mammalia, Rodentia, Cricetidae. The coding region runs from base 979 to 2358 and encodes 459 amino acids.
AACUGCUGAGCCAUCUCUCCAUCCCCCUAAAGAGUUCUUUAGCAAUAUUUUGAACAAAUCAGCUCAUGAAAUAUUGUUUGAAUCUGUAUGUAAUUCUAAUCACCAGCCCCUUAAACAUUAUUAUAUAUGUAACUGAAUGCAUUGUCUACUUUAAAACUAUCAGUUACAAUGCUUAGAUUACCACAAUCAAGAAGAAAAUUAAAAUUUGCUGGCAAGGGGUAGGAAUCAGUGUUUCUCCAGCGCCCUAGCACCUGCCAGCAAUCUUAUAAGACCUUGGUGCUGUUAAUUAUUAAUGCUAGCAUGCUUGAUUGAACAUCACUGUGAAGAAAAUCAACUCAUACACUUCUCAUGAAUUAACCAGAGUAUGACAUUAAUUAUACACAUGAUUCUUACAAGAACUACUCUAGUAAGGAUCUCUUUUGCCAAGCUCUGUAUCCAAAGGUACAGACUUGAUUUUUUCAAAGAUUGUCUUUCUAAUUUUACUUCAUUGUAUCUAUAUAUGUGUGGGCAUGUCCAUGUGCACACAUAUAUCCACUUGUCCGCAUAUGAACCAUGUGUGUACAGGUGCCUGUAGAGGCCAGAAGAGCAAGACACCUGGAAUGCGUGCUGGAAACUGCCCCCAGGUCUUCUGCAUGUGCUCUUAACUACUUGAACCAUCUCUCUAGUCUCUUGAUUUUUUUUACAGAAUCUCUCUGUGUAACCUAGAUUGGCCUAACACUUGCAGUCCUUCAGCUGCAGCCUCCUUGGGAACUGGAAUUACAGCUCCCUACCUCACAGUAUAAAGGACAUGAAACAAUAGAUAGAAAUGUCAGCUAAAACCAAUUUUAUGGUUGAAAGCACACAGAAGAGCAGUCUCACUUGCUAAGGGAGUGAAAACCACAUGAACACCAGGAGAAAGGCCUGCUUCUUUUUGAACGUGGAGCUAGACUGGCCUGUAAGCCCCAUGGGACCUCCUGUCUCUACCUCCUCAGCACUGGGAUGACAGGACCCAAAGCAGGAAGAAAGCCUGACAUCUGCCUUCAUUUUGUGUCUGCCUCCUUUACCCUGGCUGAAGGCAAAGAGACACAGCGGCUCAUUUCCAUAACCGUCUGCAGCGGCGGCGGCGGCGGGACCUGCGGGGACCUCGGCCGCCGCACACCGGGCCACGCCGACAGGGCCCGGGAGGCGCGUGGGCAGCGGCGGCCGCGUGGAGGACAGCGGCGGCUGGAGCGCGGGGCGCGCGAUCUAAGGCUGUCAGAGAUGACGCUGGUUCUGUCCAUGAAUAGAUUCUGUGAGCCCAUUGUCUCAGAAGGAGCUGCUGAAAUUGCCGGGUACCAAACACUAUGGGAGGCUGACAGCUACAGAGGUGCAAGCCCCCCAGGGCCAGCACAGGUUCCUUUGCAGGCGGACGGGGGAGCCAGCACACAACUGGCAGGAUCACAUUACAGGGGAAUUCCAAAUCCUAUAAGCACAUCCAAGGUCACAUACUUCAAGAGGAAGUAUGCAGAAGAGGAGGAUCUUCACCCACCACUCAGCAGCUGCAGCCAUAAAACCAUCUCCAUUUUUGAGGAGCGAGCACACAUCCUGUACAUGUCUUUGGAGAAGCUCAGGUUCAUUGAUGACCCGGAAGUGUACCUUCGGAGAUCUGUCCUUAUCAACAACCUGAUGAAGAGGAUCCAUGGGGAGAUCCUCAUGCAAAACAGCUGGUGCCUCCCUGCCUGCUCCCUUGGUGGCACCUCUGCCCAAGAGUGGUUCCUGGCUCAAGACUGUCCUUACCGGAAACGGCCCCGGGUGGCCAAAGAGGAGUGGGAAAAGUUCCACACUUGCUGUUUUUAUCAGGAGUGUGGGGGUCACUGCCUGGAUCUUCCCCUUUCUGUCAAUACUGGUGUUGGGAGCGCUUCAGCUGCUGCCACAGCCACAUCCCCCUCCUCCUCCCCACCUACCUCCCCAUCCUCCUCCUCUUCUUCCCCACCCACCUCCUCCCCACCCUCCUCUUCCUCCUCCUCUUCCCCUCUGCCAUUGGCUAGUUGCUCGCACCAUGUGGACUUUGAUAUAGGCAGUGCACCUAUUUACAAGAGUGAUGGCCAGAUACCUGCCAAUGAGAUCUUUGUCACUAACAUCAGGUCCCUUGGUGUCCAGGAAAAGGCCAAAUUCAAUGAUGGGAAAGUAAGUCAUGACAGCCACAGAGACAGUGAUGCCCUCAGCCGAGAACCUCUUGGGAACGACCUUGAUUUUGAGUGCAAAGGCCAAUUUUAUGAUUAUUUUGAGACCGCAUAUAACGACAAAAACCACGUGAGUGAGUCCUGGAAAAAGUCUUUGAGGAAAAAGGAGCUUUCCCCAAGCCACAAACUGUGCUGCAGCAAAGGAAGUAAGAUGUGACCGACCCUCCUCCCACUGGCAUGUGGGCGCACGCAUGCACAGCAUGACCAAGUUUUAUUUUGAAUGGAUUUUGUAGUUUUGUACAACUGAUAAAAUUACGCAGUGAACACACUGUGUUGUUUCACUGCCUGGAGAGCAGAUUGCACAAAACAUCUGUACAGUAGGCAUCCACAAGCCACUUACUAAUGUGAUUUUGCCAAGGAACGCCAACUUCAUGUUUGAAAGUAUAGCUUAGUUUUCUUUAAAAAAACAAAAAACAAAAAACAAAACCAGUAGAUUAGGUUGAGGACAACAUGCCCCUGUUAUAUUCCCACCGCCCCUCCAAAGAGCCCACCGAUAGCCAAGACAAGUUCAACUUGUUUGCCAGUUAAUUAGGUAGUUACUUGGUAAACAAAUCAUUAUAACCAGCAGAGCUGUCUGCUUCUUCAAUAUGAUACAGUAUUCUUUCUGAGUAGAAGACUGAAGACAGGGAAACAGAUGAAAUGGUUUCAUGAGUUGUGGCAUGUUUGUAUUGGACAGGAUGAGACGAAAUGAAACACCUACCAUACCCUGCGAGUUCCUAGCUUUCACAUGAUGGGUAAUGGAUGACUAGAGAGGUGGUGUACAGGGCUGUCUUUGAUGGGGUGAGUAGGGAGGUGUACAGGGCUGUCUUUGAUGGGGUGAGUAGGGAGGUGUACAGGACUGUCUUUGAUGGGGUGAGUAGGGAGGUGUACAGGGCCAUCUUUGAUGGGGUGAGUAGAGAUGUGAGGUGUACAGGGCCAUCUUGAUGGGGUGAGUAGAGAGGUGGUGCAAAGGGUGGUCUUAAUGGGAGGACAAGGAAGGUGGGUGUACAGGGCCAGUUUGAUGAUGGGCUGAUAGGGAGGUGUGGUGUACAGGGCGAUCUUGGGUGCCUUACUUUAUCUUAAUUUUUGCUAGUGUGAAAAUUAAGGAUAAAUCAGAGCUACAGCAGGGAUUUAACACAUAGGAAAAAACACACAGGGUGGAUCCAUGCGGUUUGGAAACUUAACUUUGAACUAUUGUGUUCAACUUUUGAUUCACCAUCCUCUUCCUCCUUUGUUUUUGACGCCCAGUGGCUGUGGAUCUGACAUUUUGGGUAGAGAUGGAGGAGACAGUAGGGAAGGCCAUUGGGAACAGUGAAAGCUGCCUGGGCUUUUCCAUGGCAACGCACUGUUGUUGGGUCUGGGCUUUCUGAGCUUUGGGUUGUUUUGUUUUCUUGUCCAGUGACGUUCACAGCCCGUGGCAUGCGUUACAUACGUUAUACUUUGACAUGUUUUGCAUCAUUUCAUGCGUUUAGACUCUUAAGAGCAUGUGGUUUCUGUAUGUGACUUUCGAUGUUGAUUGAGAAGCACAAUGUUAAUAGAUGACGUGGUGAUCAAUAUGUUUUAUCUUAAAGAAUGUAAAGAUUGUAGGUUGCGGAACGUUAUUUUGGAGAAAUGGGACUCGCUCGUCAUUGUUACUGUGUAUUUGGCCAACACACUAUUCAAACAGUACCUUGAAUUUGCACAUUGUUGCGUGUCCUCAGUAGCACUCUGGCCCAGUCCCAGCCAGUUCCUCCUCAUAAAAUGUAUUCCCAUUUCCAAGGCCAAGGACUUGGGCCUUUUAAAACGGUUAUUCACAGGAACCAAAUGCCAAAUGGAGGAAAUAGGUAAGUUCUCCCACUUUCUCCAAGAUGAAGCUUUUUUAAUUAUUGCUAUUAAUAUUAAAUAGGUCUCAUUCAUACAGUGUAUGAGUAGAUCAUUUGGGAAAUUGUCCGCAAGGACCAAUUUUUAAAACAUGUUCCUGUGUUAUGGCUGAAUAGUCUAGUAAUGUUUUGUCUUUUAUUUUCAAUAUUUGAUGAACAUUUUGGUGUUGAAAUUUUAGGUGAUAGAUGCUAGUACAUGACUGUGUUGUAAUAAAGUGCGGUUUUCUUGAUAUAUAUUUAUUAAA